AUGGAUUACUACAAAGUUUUAGAAUUACCUAGAAGUGCAACAGAAGCAGAUAUCAAGAAAGCAUAUAGAAAAUUAGCAUUGAAAUGGCAUCCAGUAUUUGUUUAUUGAAUUAUAAUAGGAUAAAAAUCCAGAUAAUAAAGAAACAGCUACAAAAAAGUUUAAGGAGAUAGCAGAAGCUUAUGAAGUUCUUUCAAAACCUGAGAAGAAAUCUCAUUAUGAUAAAUAUGGUCAUCAAUAACCACCUCCAACUCCUAAUUAUUAGCAAUCUAACAAUUUUGGAAAUCAAUAUUAACAAGACUAUAAUGAAUUUUAAGAAUUCCCUUCUGGAUUCCAAAACAAUUUCAAUAAUUUCAAUACAUUUAAUAAUAGGCCUCAAUUUAAUAAGUUUUCUGAAUAAUCUUUUGGGUUUCCAUAAUUUAAUAGAAUGCCUGAUUUAAAUAGAUUCUUUUUUGGUGAUAAUUUUGAUCCAUUUGAAGUAUUCUAGAAUUUUUUUAAAAAUGAUCCAUUUUUUAAUUAAGAUUUCUUUGGAAAUAACUAACAAUAAUAAUAAACUAGUUUGACUAAAGCUAAUUCUUAUAAGAAUGAUUUUGAUGAUGAUUUUUUCAAACCAUUUUAUUAAAAUGGUUAAAAUCAAAGUAACAAUUUUAUUAGAGGAUAAACUCAUAAGACUGUAUAAACUACUACAACUACAAUGUAAUUUAAAGUAUAUAAAUUUAGGAAUGGACAACAAGUAUAAAAAGUUAAAACAACAAUAAUUCAUCCAGAUGGAAGAAAAGAAAUUAAAGAGGAGAUAAAACAAUUAUCUUAGUUAUAAAAACACAACAGUUCCAUUUACUGA
Molecule: messenger RNA, 838 nt
Organism: Paramecium pentaurelia
Lineage: Eukaryota; Ciliophora; Oligohymenophorea; Peniculida; Parameciidae
Source: the annotation of a GenBank genome assembly